GGCACGCCGAUAGCAUAACACUCCAAAAUGGGAUAUGCGGAAAUUAAACGUAACUACUACAAAGCAAGACCAACGAUUAACAAUUUUCAACUGACGUCAACUAAAUUAACCAAGUUAAAUACAAACAUUAAAUUUCUUUUAAAAUGUAGGAAGACAAAAAUAAUACCCAAAUUCAUAAAAGACAGCACCAGGAGCCACAAAUUGUUUACAGACGAUAAGGAUAUACAUUUUGACAUAAACAAAUUACUGGACAAACACACACAUUACUACCAUAUGAAAAUAUUAAGCUUGCUAAUCAAACACAAACAUCAUAUACAAAAAAGACUAAUCAAAAAGAGAGAGGAUAAGAGAACGAUAUUACAAAAACAAUUAGACCCGAACGACUUCACAUCAUUUAUGGAGAGCGAGCAGAACAUUACCAAAAAACUAACAAAAACAACCAAGAUGAGACAAAUAAGGAAACUAGAAAGACUGCAGAUGGAACGGAGCAAAGUUCUAACAGACAACAAAAAAACAGCUGAUUGGUUUGUAAACAAAACGGACACCGAAUUCCCGCCAGCAAUAAAAUCACUUUUGGCGAAGGGUCCAAAGUUCGCGCUCCCAAUAGAGAAGAAGAAAUUCCCUCUCUUAAAAUACAUUGCGGACGGAGAGGAAAUCCUCAAAACUAUUAUUGACAAAGAGAAACAAGAAGAGGCGCGAACCCAAUUCUCUUUGCUUAUCAAAGACCACAAAACAUCAAACAAAGAAAGUGCAUUUGAUCGUGCAAUACUAGACACAGUGGGACAAACAAGGAGAUUUCUUAAAGAAAAUGACGACAUUUUAAUAUUGACCUCAGACAAAGAAAACAGAUAUUUCAAAUUUGAAAACAAUUUGUACACACAAUUAAAAGGAAUGCCUAUGGGAUCGCCAGCCUCGCCGGUCAUUGCAGAUAUUGUAAUGGAAACUCUCCUGGACAACACGUUAGAAAAAUUAAGACGACCUCCAAGAUUACUGACAAAAUACGUAGAUGACCUGUUCGCAAUCAUUCAAGAGGAUGACAUUAAAACUACACUGACCAUGCUCAACUCUUUCACCAAUAAUAUAAAUUUACAAUGGAACUAGAAGAAAACGACCAAUUACCUUAUUUGGACUCAGUGAUAAUUAGACGUGGAAAUCGAUUAAAAUUAAAAUGGUACAAGAAACCAAUUGCGUCCGGACGAAUCAUCAAUUUCAACUCCAAACACCCAAAACAAAUGAUAAUAAAUACAGCUAGAAGCUGUAUACAUAGAAUGCUCAAAAUUUCAGACACGGAUUACCACGAAGAGACGACCCAGGAGAUAAAAUCAAUGUUGACAGACAAUGAUUUCCCAAAACACAUAAUAAAAACAUUAUUAUCGGAACACAAAACAACAAAACAAAAUAGCGUUAAAAACAAUAAAAACAAAAAUAUAUGUCAAUUACAUACGUCCCGGCAUUAUCCGAACGUGUAGCGAAAUCGGAAUGCUACGACAAAGAAAACAUAAGUAUCGCACAUAAACCGGACCACACAUUAAAAUCUAUAUACAACAGAACAAAAUCAAAGAUAAAUGAAAUUGACAAAAAAGACGUAAUAUAUAAAAUACCGUGCAACGGCAACAACAACGAAAUAUGCAACAUGAUAUAUAUAGGAACAACAAAAUCUAAAUUAAAAACUAGACUAGCACAACAUAAAUCGGACUUCAAAGCUAGACAUCAUACGAGCGCGCAAAAAACAGCACUCAUGUCCCACUGUGCCAAGAGUAAUCACUCACCGAACUUCGAAGAGGCGAGUAUUUUAUCACAAGAACAACACUAUGCCAAACGAUUCACCAUAGAAAUGCUACAUAUCAUAAAAACACCUACAGACAUACGGAUGAACUACAAAACGGACACUGACAAUUGCGCUCAUUUAUAUAGACACUUACUAGG
Messenger RNA from Drosophila gunungcola (fruit fly), 1926 nucleotides. RefSeq lists its product as uncharacterized. NCBI's taxonomy places the organism in Eukaryota, Metazoa, Arthropoda, Insecta, Diptera, Drosophilidae. The transcript has 2 exons. The record is from RefSeq and is a predicted model, not a curated record. The coding region runs from base 28 to 1101 and encodes 357 amino acids.